Anopheles cruzii is the source of this 1838-nucleotide messenger RNA. Its product is annotated as serine/threonine-protein phosphatase PP1-beta catalytic subunit-like. NCBI's taxonomy places the organism in Eukaryota, Metazoa, Arthropoda, Insecta, Diptera, Culicidae. Bases 719 to 1786 code for a protein of 355 amino acids. The record is from RefSeq and is a predicted model, not a curated record. The transcript has 8 exons. Gene Ontology annotation, cellular component: cytoplasm; nucleus. Gene Ontology annotation, molecular function: protein serine/threonine phosphatase activity.
AAGAAACUUCCCGUGAGAAGGAGCUGCUGCAUUUUCGUGCGUGCUUCGUUGGCAGCUCUGUUUUUUAUUUAGUGCGCACGAAAAACAUAGCCUGAGUGUUGUGCAAUAUAACAAAGUGCUGACAACGUGAUACGCUCGCGGAAAGAAAAAAACACCGAGGCAAUCUAGUAACCGUGCCCGAGCGGGUUGAAAAGCGCCUGUUUGUUUAUUAAUAAACCACAGGCGAGACACCGACGAACCGCGUCGUGUUCUCGGAGCACUCCGGCCGGUUUAACUCACUAUAUUGGAGAUUACGUUUUCCCACGCCAAAAAUAUUAAAACCAAGUAACGCUCAAGUGGAAACCCGCGACAGAUUAUGAGCUUUGGGAAGAACGGUGUUAAGCGCAAGUAAGCAGGAAUGACGAAGUGCGUGUGCUGGUGAGCAACCUAAAUUAUCAGUUCAUCUAGUAAACCGUGGAUUGCCGUUUGCUCGCAUUUCGUCCGAUCUGCGGGAAAAUUCGACAGUGCUUAUUUUGUAGGUGAUAGAAUUGUUCGGUCCGCGGAAAGAAAAAGCCGCGGGAACGGUGUGGUAAUCAAUCACCAGUCGACCGCAAACUAACUGACCCCGCGAGUCAAUCAUCGUUUGACCGAGAGUGCCGGCCCCCUGGUAUUGCUGAUCAAAAAGCUAAACGGUACAUCCCCGAGAAGUAACCCGUUUCGGAUCCACACUGCAGUCAAAAUGGUCGAUCACGUGCUGGACGUGGACAAUCUGAUCCAACGGCUCUUGGAAGCUCACAAACUGCAGCAGCAACAAGCGCAGGAAUCGCGGAAAAAGGGCAAACUGAAAGAGAUCUUCUCGCACGACUUCAUGGUCCGGGGAUGCCGUCCAGGGAAGUCCGUCACGAUGCCGGAAGAAGAGAUCCGCUCGCUGUGUUUAAAAUCUCGUGAAAUUUUCCUUCAGCAACCGAUCUUGCUGGAACUAGAGGCUCCACUUAAAAUAUGCGGUGAUAUACACGGUCAGUACACAGAUUUGCUGCGGCUUUUCGAGUACGGUGGAUUCCCACCGGAGGCCAACUACUUGUUCCUGGGUGACUACGUCGACCGGGGUAAACAGUCGCUGGAAACGAUCUGUCUACUGCUAGCCUACAAAAUCAAGUAUCCGGAAAACUUUUUCCUGCUGCGCGGAAAUCACGAGUGUGCCAGUAUUAAUAGGAUAUAUGGUUUCUACGACGAGUGCAAGCGGCGCUACAAUGUGAAGCUGUGGAAGACGUUCACAGACUGUUUCAAUUGCCUGCCCAUUGCCGCCAUCAUUGACGAGAAAAUCUUCUGCUGUCACGGUGGUCUAAGCCCCGAUCUGAACCACAUGGAGCAAAUCAAACGCAUAAUGCGGCCGACGGAUGUUCCCGACACGGGUUUGCUGUGCGAUCUGCUGUGGAGCGAUCCCGAUAAGGAUGUGAAGGGCUGGGGCGAAAAUGAUCGUGGUGUGAGCUUCACGUUCGGGGUGGACAUUGUAGCGAAGUUUUUGCUAAUCCACGAACUCGAUCUGAUCUGUCGAGCGCACCAGGUUGUCGAGGAUGGGUACGAGUUUUUCGCCCGCCGGUCGCUAGUGACGUUGUUUUCUGCACCCAACUACUGUGGCGAGUUCGACAACGCCGGCGGCAUGAUGUCGGUGGACGCAAAUCUGAUGUGUUCGUUUCAGAUUUUAAAACCAUCGGAAAAGAAAGCAAAAUACCAGUACAGUGGCACGAGCAGCCAACGGCCACAGACACCCCAGCGCAAUCAGAAUCCAACCAAUAAACGGAAAUAAUAAUUCCUCUCCCUUCUCAACCGCUACCUGACGCGACGCGGCAAGAAAAAAU